AUGUUAGAGGACUUAAAAUACAACGAAACAUUGCAAUUGCUUGACUUGUGCAACAAUAAUAUAGGAGAUCACGGAAUGGAGCAUCUUGGAAACUGGUUGAAAAUGAAACCGUCGCUCAGUGGUUUGUGGCUUGCUCACAACAUCAUCACAAGUCAAGGAGCUAGGGCUCUAAGUCUUGGCAUGCCAUUUUCAAAAAUCAGAAUGCUGGACCUUUCGUACAACAGAAUAACAGAUGAUGGUGCAGUAGACAUACUCGACUCCAUAAAAAAGAGUACGCGUUUGUGGUAUCUGAGAAUCUUUGGUAACUCUUUGGGACAUUGUACUGCCAAGAUUGUAGAACGAAUGCUCGUAUCUGGUGUACUAGUGCAAGAGAACAUCGAUGUUAAGCCUUACAGGGUUGAUCAUGAAUCGUAUCUCGCUCAUUAUCCAAGUGAUCAUUACAAACAACGCUAUUAUGAUGUUCCAUGUUAUUCGCAUCCACAACCGCUGCAGAUACCCUAUGUUAAGAACAAAUUCUCCGGGAAAGCUGUGCCAAAAGUUCACUUUAAAUACGUCGAUCCUGUCCCCAUCGAAGACAGAAAAUAUCCAGUACUUGUCGAUCAAAAUAAUUUUUAUAUUUUAUUCAUUCUGUCAUUGUGCUGCCCAUGACGUUCAUUAGCGUAUGUUUCGAGCAGCAGUGACUUCUUUUUGGAGUUACCAAAAUUUAUUGUGGGAUGAUAUAAUACUGAUCAAUUAAAUAGAAGUUGAUAGAACGUAUUCAAACAGAUAAAUAAAACUCACGCACUUGAUUGCGUGUGUUGCGAAUGUGGAAACAACCAAGUGAUGGAUUCUUUGGCCUCGUCCACUGUGGAUAUCGUUCCUGAAACUUGUACAUGCAAUGUGUGUAAAUAUGAAGUUGAUUUGAGAAAACCGAGCACAUUUCAGUCGGACGUAACUAUAUUUCCGAGACCGUCUUGUUCAUGCCAUCACGAUGAUUGCGCAUGUUGUUAUUGCCUGCCAUGCAAAGGUACCAUUGUGACCCAAAAACUAUUCAAGACCACGCAUGUUGAAUUUGUGCAUUCUCAUAGGCAAAAACGAAGAUCUGCCAAUGUCCGAGCGUGAUGAACAUCCGAUUACCUGCAACUGUUGUAAAUGUGGCGCUCAAGAAGUGGAAUAUGCUUCAUCAUCAAUUUCAACUAAAUCAAAUGAGCUGCAUGACUAUCCGGAUGGGAUUGACCAAUUGCAAAAGAUUGCCUUGGUCUUAGAGCGAGUUGACAGCGAAAUGCAAGAGUAUAUACUCAGGUGGAUCAACAUAAGCGAAGAUACUCUUAAUUCAGACCUAGCGGCAUUAGAUGUUAAGAGGGGCGAGAUACAUGAAGAAGAAGCAUCGGUAUGUGGUCCUCAAAGUCUGGUAUCAAAAUCAAUGCGAACAUCAACCUUUGAAACAAUGUGUUCUGGAAACUAUGAAGAUUCGUGUUGCAAUGACUGGAAAUUGUGCGAUGACUAAAUACUCGGGACUACUCGGAUUGACAUUCGACGAAUGAACCUGCUGGGACUAGCAGAUCCAGUACUUUGUGCUUCCGCACAUGUUGUUCUAUCUGGUAUCGAAGUGCAAUC
Messenger RNA from Neodiprion fabricii, 1596 nucleotides. RefSeq names its product protein phosphatase 1 regulatory subunit 37 homolog. Gene Ontology annotation, molecular function: small GTPase binding; GTPase activator activity. Gene Ontology annotation, biological process: nucleocytoplasmic transport; activation of GTPase activity. The transcript is spliced from 5 exons. Gene Ontology annotation, cellular component: cytosol; nucleus; perinuclear region of cytoplasm. The record is from RefSeq and is a predicted model, not a curated record. NCBI's taxonomy places the organism in Eukaryota, Metazoa, Arthropoda, Insecta, Hymenoptera, Diprionidae. Bases 1 to 648 code for a protein of 215 amino acids.